AUGUAUUUAUUGUUCGUUGAUUUGGUGUUAUCGUCAGUGUUUCGAAGUUUUGUUUUGGCUGACCGAAUAAUGUGCGAUAAUCACUGUCACGUGGUCUCACAACCUGCGAUACCAUCCGUACACGGACAUCCGUUGUGGAGUGCAUGGGACUACACCAUAGAUCUCUGCCUUAGUCAGAUGCAAGAUUUCUCACUUCAAAGAGAGAAAUUUUGGGUGAUCGAAAGGGAUAUUUAUUUUUCACGCUCAUCAGUUCGCCAUGAAAUGCUAAUCGAUGUGAGGCCAGAGGUGAAGCCUGCGGAUGAUUUCGAGUACAGUCAUAAUUGGUUUUUCAUGGAGCAGCUGCAGGCAUUCGAAGUUUGGCUGAAGUAUGGUGGUGAGCAGAAGCAGGCUCCUCAGCAACUUCCUGUUCUUUUGCAAGUACUUUUAAGUCAGGUCGUGGAGUAUUUAUCACAAUAUAUUGUACAUCGAGUGAAGGCGCUGGAAUUGCUGGCACGCUUCCUGGAUCUCGGUUCAUGGGCUGUGGCACAGUCUCUUUCGAUUGGCGUCUUCCCCUAUAUACUUAAGCUCUUGCAAAGUGCAACAAAGGAGCUGCGACCUUGGCUGGCUUUCAUUUGGGCAAAAGUACUUGCCGUCGAAUCAACCUGCCAAGAGGAUCUUAUCAAAGACAAAGAACGCGGAUACAUGUAUUUUUUGCAAAUUCUGAACGAUCCGCAUACAAAUCCGCGACAAAAAAUUGUGCCCGCAUUUGUGAUGGCUGCUGUGAUCCAAAAUAAUUACAGGCCAGCACAAGAAGUGCUUACUGAGAACCGAUAUGUCACACUGUGCAUUGAGCUUUUGUCGGACACAGCACUGGGCCAGUGCAGGCUUUUACGACUGUGGUUGCUUAUUGGUCUUGGCCGACUUUGGGCCGAUUAUGAUACUGCCAGGUGGCAAGCUAUUCGGUUGGCAGCUUACGAAAGGGUAUUUUUUUUUAUUAAUUGUGAAAAUUGGGUGGAUGAGGAAGAGGGUGAGAGGAGAAAGGGGAAGGAGGAGGGGUGA
This is a messenger RNA of Gongylonema pulchrum, 1038 nucleotides long. Lineage: Eukaryota; Metazoa; Nematoda; Chromadorea; Rhabditida; Gongylonematidae. The record is from the annotation of a GenBank genome assembly.